Molecule: messenger RNA, 2706 nt
Organism: Rhododendron vialii
Lineage: Eukaryota; Viridiplantae; Streptophyta; Magnoliopsida; Ericales; Ericaceae
Product: protein ACCUMULATION AND REPLICATION OF CHLOROPLASTS 6, chloroplastic
Exons: 6
Coding region: 93-2492 (799 amino acids)
Biological process (GO): chloroplast fission
Cellular component (GO): chloroplast inner membrane
Source: RefSeq, a predicted model, not a curated record
UACAACGUAACUACGGUAUUAUACACUCAGCUGAAAUUUACAGGGACAGAGCAAGACACAGUGAGAGGGUUUUAAGCAUUGCGAAAACACCGAUGGAAGCUCUGAGCAUCGGCAUCUCUACUCCUCGUUUCCUCCCACCACCACCCACCGCCACCAGCAGAAAGCGCCACAAGCUCUCCGCCCUCAGCAACGGCUCCGCCACUCCCAACAACUUCUCCUCCACCGCCACCAAAUGGGCCGACCGCCUCCUCUCCGACUUCCAUUUCCUCCCCGCCACCGACCACCCCUCCCACUCCCCCUCUCUCUCCUCCUCCACCGCCACCACUCUCUCUCCUCCCCCAUCCCCUCCCGCCCGCCAUGUCUCCAUGCCGAUCGACUUCUACCGAGUCCUCGGCGCCGAGACGCAUUUCCUCGGCGACGGGAUCAGGAGAGCGUACGAAGCUAGGGUUUCGAAGCCGCUGCAGUACGGGUACAGCGAGGAGGUUUUGAUCGGACGAAGGGAGAUUCUUCGGGGCGCUUUUGAGACUCUUGCUGACCCUAGGUCGAGGAGAGAGUAUAACCAAGGCCUCGCUGAAGAUGAGUUUGAUACUAUUCUUACUGAAGUCCCAUGGGAUAAGGUUCCUGGAGCUUUGUGCAUGUUACAAGAAGCAGGAGAGAUUGAGGUGGUUCUUCAAAUCGGAGAGAGUUUGUUAAGAGAGAGGUUGCCUAAGGCAUUUAAGCAAGAUGUUGUUUUGACUGUAGCGCUCGCUUAUGUUGACGUUUCGAGGGAUGCAAUGGCGGUGACCCCGCCAGAUUUUAUCAAGGGUUGUGAAGUGCUGGAGAGGGCAUUGAAGUUGUUGCAGGAGGAAGGUGCCAGCAGCCUUGCACCAGAUUUACAAUCACAGAUUGAUGAGACGUUGGAAGAGAUCACCCCACGUUGUGUUCUUGAGCUCCUAUCUUUACCUCUUGCUGAAGAGUAUCAGACGAAAAGGAGAGAAGGUCUUCAAGGCAUGCGCAAUAUUCUGUGGGCUGUUGGAGGAGGAGGUGCAGCUGCCAUUGCCGGUGGCUUUACUCGUGAAGCCUUCAUGAAUGAGGCCUUCUUACGUAUGACUGCAGCAGAACAGGUUGAUCUUUUCGUUGCCACACCAAGUAACAUACCUGCAGAAAGUUUUGAAGUUUAUGGUGUGGCACUUGCACUUGUUGCUCAGGCUUUCAUGGGUAAGAAACCUCAUCUCAUCAAAGACGCCGACAACUUGUUUCAACAACUUCAGCAGACCAAAGUAGCUGCUUUGGCAAAUCCUGUUUAUAUGAAUCCUGCGAAAGAUAACCGUGAGAUGGACUUUGCAUUGGAAAGGGGUCUCUGUUCGCUGCUCAUUGGGGAGUUGGAUGACUGUCGCUCAUGGUUCGGCUUGGACAAUGACAUUUCACCUUUUAGAGAUCCAUCUAUCGUUAACUUUGUCUUGGAACAUUCCCAGGAUGAUAAGGAUAGCGAUUUUCUUCCUGGACUUUGUAAAUUGUUGGAGACAUGGUUGAUGGAGGUGGUUUUUCCAAGAUUUAGAGACACUAAUGAUAUAACGUUCAAGCUUGGUGAUUAUUAUGAUGAUCCCACAGUCCUCAGAUAUUUAGAAAGUCUUGAUGGAGUUGGUGGGUCCCCGUUGGCUGCUGCAGCUGCUAUUGUAAAAAUUGGGGCUGAAGCUACUGCAGUGCUUGAUAGUGUGAAGGUUAGUGCAAUUAAGGCACUGCAGAAGGUGUUUCCUCUUGGGAAAGUGGAUGGGAGUGUUAAACGUGUAGAAGAUGGACAGAUAAACAGUUCUGUUAUGGUUUUAGAAAGUGAGGAGAUGGGGCGACAGGAUCAAGAUGAUUCCACUAACAAACUUGAUAUUGUUGAGGAAAACAAUAAUGAUGAACGAAGUGAGCAAGAAAUGGUUGCUCACAGAAUAAAAGAUGCAAGUAUGAAGAUUAUGUGUGCUGGUGUGGUGGUUGGACUCCUGACUUUGGCUGGAUUGAAGUGUUUCCCAUUUCGGAAGGGCUCUUCAAUUCUACGUAAUGAAGCUAGUUCAGCGAUGGCUUCUGAUGUUAUCAAAGUAGGGUCCUUUGUAGCUGAAAAUCCUGAGGAAAUUCCAAGAAUGGAUGCAAAACUUGCUGAAGGUUUGGUUCGCAAGUGGCAGAACAUCAAAUCCCAGGCUCUUGGACCUGAUCAUUGUGUUGGAAAGUUGUCUGAGGUCUUGGAUGGCAAUAUGCUAAGCAUUUGGAACGACCGUGCUGCAGAAAUUGCUGAACACAAUUGGUUCUGGGACUACAUUCUUGAAAACUUGACUAUUGACAGUGUAACUGUCUCAGUGGAUGGGAGGCGUGCCAUUGUGGAAGCAACUCUUGAAGAGUCAGCCUGCCUGACAGAUAUGGCGCACCCGGAGCACAACGAUUCAUACAGUACAACCUACACAACAAGGUAUGAGAUUACGUGUACUAAGUCUGGAUGGAAGAUUACAGAAGGAGCUGUCCUCAAGUCAUAAUCCUGAUUUUAGGACACUGCAAUGACUUUUUGUGUAAAUGUUAGCCUUUGAUUUUCCAGUUUUGUUUACCUUUUUGUAGCUAAUUAAUUGGUUGUUUUGUUCGGCUGGUUGAGCCGUGGGGAUUUUCCGGUAUAUAUGUUUGUUGUUGCACCUUCUUCCAUUUGCACACAGACAUGGCUGCAAAACCAUCUAUAUAAACUUUUCAUUUUCCCUA